This is a messenger RNA of Raphanus sativus (radish), 789 nucleotides long. RefSeq names its product E3 ubiquitin-protein ligase AIP2. The record is from RefSeq and is a predicted model, not a curated record. Gene Ontology annotation, molecular function: zinc ion binding; ubiquitin protein ligase activity. The transcript has a single exon. Lineage: Eukaryota; Viridiplantae; Streptophyta; Magnoliopsida; Brassicales; Brassicaceae. Bases 98 to 655 code for a protein of 185 amino acids. Gene Ontology annotation, biological process: ubiquitin-dependent protein catabolic process.
UAUUAUUGAUAUGUCGGUGAUAUAGCUGCAUAGACCUGUGCCACAAACAAGACUGACAAGCAAGACAUGUGUUGCAAAUCUUGUCCUCAAGGAUCACAUGGGAGUGCCAUCCAAAAUAUACGUGUCAGAAUCUGAACGGCACAUUCGAAAACCUAAUCUUCUUUUCUGUUAUCAUCGACCAUUCGAGAACCCAGUCAUGUUCACACACCUCGUACUAUCUUCUUCACAACUGAUGGCAGAGUUUCAUCUCCCAUCUGAGAUCGAAAACGAAGUAGAGCAACAUCCAGCAGAAGAUUCCGAAGAGAACCAUGCUGUCAUCGAGGACGAGUACCUCGACUACAUCCGUUACUUGUCAUCGCGGAGCAACCAUGAAAUGGAGACUUUUGGGACUUACGAUGAAAUCUUCGGUCGAGUGCUAGGAAAUUCAUCUUCCACGCGGUGGCCAGAAAUGGUGGAGGAACUACCGGUGGUGAACUUGACGGCUGAGGAACUGAAGGAGAGAGGUUUGGUAGUUUGCGCCAUCUGUAGAGAGAAGCUCAGCUCUAAUGAGAGACUCUCUGAGCUUCCUUGUCGGCAUUAUUACCACAAAGACUGUAUCUCUAGUUGGUUGACUAACCGGAACACUUGUCCUCUUUGCCGUCACAAUGUUAAUUAGAAACAAGUUGGAUUUUCUCUUUUGUUUUUUUAUGUCUUGUUGAAGUUGAUAAAAUCUUUAUCUUACCCUGAUAAUAUCACAACAAGAAUUGAGUGAUUUGGCGAUAUAUGCUAACCUAUUCAAAUGGAUUUGUU